Molecule: messenger RNA, 1041 nt
Organism: Leptosia nina
Lineage: Eukaryota; Metazoa; Arthropoda; Insecta; Lepidoptera; Pieridae
Source: the annotation of a GenBank genome assembly
AUGAGUGGAAAGGUCUGGAUUGGACGAUUCGCUGAUGACUUGCCGCGUACUUUUAUCGAGGCUCCUCACCAUAGCACACCGACUAUAGCUCUUGAACGCUCUUCCCACCAAUAUGUUCAUUGGAGUGACCUCCGGUGCAUCUUGAUUAGAGUAACUAUUUAUUCCUUAAGUAAAGAAAUGGCGCUCGACUUUGUAGCUGGUUGCAUAGGAGGUUGUGCUGGAAUAAUAGUCGGGCAUCCUUUGGACACUUUGAAAGUGCACGUUCAAUCUGGUAGACGCAGUGUGUUGAAAUGUACGAAAGCUCUUUUAAAAGAUGGAUCAUUGGCGACGGCAUAUCGAGGAGUAGGGGCGCCUCUGGGAGGAAUUGCUGCCAUUAACGCAAUCGUCUUCGGCUCCUAUGGAAACACAAUAAAGGCAAUGCCCAACUCUGAAUCCUUAAUAUGUCACGGAAUAGCCGGAGGAGUAGCUGGAUUCCUUCAAAGUAUAGUGUGUGCACCAGUUGAAUUAAUCAAAACGCGUCAACAACUCGCGAAACCUGGCGAAACAAUGCCAAAUGGAGCAUGGUCAGGCGCCAGACAUGUAAUUAGAACAAGUGGUUACAGGGGUCUGUUUCGUGGACUGGGUGUAACAAUACUCCGUGAUUGCCCAGGUUUCACGAUGUAUUUUAUGACAUACGAAGCAAUGACUCGGGGUAACCAAGAUGCGAUGAGAGUGUUUAUUGCCGGAGGUUUAGCUGGUGCGUUCUCGUGGGUGAUAUCCUAUCCUGUCGAUGUUGUUAAGUCAAGAUUACAAGGGGACGUGGUUAAGAAAUAUUCAAGUGCAUGGGACUGCUUUGUUAAAUCUAUACGGACAGAUGGUUGGCGCUGUAUGACUCGCGGACUAAGCCCGGUUUUGUUACGUGCAUUUCUUAGUAAUGGAGCCUGUUUCACUGCUGUGGCAUGGACGGAAAGAGUAUGGCAGCAGCUGAUAGACCGUCCUGUCAGCUCUUUUCCUAAAUCCAAUGGCGCGGAAGACACCCCAGACUAUGUAUAUGACACGUGA